AUGCAGUUCUCUACUGCUUCUUCGAAUACAGUCAAUGCAAUGGAUCCGGAUAGGAAUGUUGGGUUCAUCCCGCAGGCUGUUCGUAUUCGCCUGAGCAAGGCGUUCCUUUCAUUGUUCUGUAUUCUCAUCUCUUUGGCUUCUGGAGCCUACUUCCACCUCCUUUCCAACAUUGGCGGCUUAUUAACAGGACUUGAAUUUAUUCUGACCUCAGCGUGUUUCACCUUAACAAAACCAUGGGAACAGUGGAAAAGGAUGGCAAUCUUGAUUGUUACUGCAUUUUGGGGAGGGGCUUCAAUUGGUCCUUUGAGUAACUUGUCCAUCUUGACUGAUACUGGUAUUAUUGUCAGUGCUUCUGUGGCGGUUGCUUUACCUUAUGGCUGUUUCUCGGUGGCAUCCAUGCUGACAUCGCAUUCAGAUUACUUCUACUUGGGUGGCAUGCUUUCUUCUUAUGCCUUAAUCCCGAUUUGGUUGCUUUUUGCUUCUGUUGUCUUUGGUGGCUUAACAGCUACUUGGAUUUUUACGGUAACCAAUUAG
Messenger RNA from Ilex paraguariensis (yerba mate), 534 nucleotides. Lineage: Eukaryota; Viridiplantae; Streptophyta; Magnoliopsida; Aquifoliales; Aquifoliaceae. The record is from the annotation of a GenBank genome assembly.